AUGGCUCUUCAGCAAGCCAUACAUCUUUUCUUCUCCAUGCGAGUCGUGGUGCUGGUGAGAAUGAGAAGCAGUAGUGAUGGUGGUGGCAGUGGUGGUAAGAAGAGAAUGAACUGUGGUAGCAGUGAUGGUGGUAAUGAUGGUGAUGGAGGUGCUGGUGGUGAUGACAGUGGUAGUAGUGCUAAAGGUGGUAGAUGUGAUCGUGGUGGUGGCAGUGGAGGUGGUGACAGUGAGGAUGAUGAAGGGUUCCGUUCCUCCUUAGACAAACAUGUCUCACCAGACAAAGCAUCCCACACCCCAACCCCCAGUGGGCUGCGGGAAAACCCCGGCAGCGGUGGCAGCUCCGGCGGCGGCGGCUCCGGUGGUUCCAAUGGCGACUCCGGUGAAAGCGUCAAGAACUACGGGAGCGGUGGCAGCUCCGACGGCGGAUGCUACUUUGCUGGCGGCGGCUCCAGCUGCGGUUUCAGUGGGAAGAACUCCAGCGGCGGUGGCUCCUCUGACCAGCAGGUCAAGUGCCAGAGCCACGGAGGCGUCUCUAGUGGUGGCUCUUCCGGGGACGGCUCCGUUGGCGUUGGCGGCUCCUCCGGGGGCAGCUCCGGCUGCGGCGAUGGCUCCUCCGGGGGUGGCUCCGGGGGUAGCCAGGGCGUCCCGGUCUGCCAUCAGACAAAGCAGAAGCAGGCGCCUACCUGGCCAAGCAAAUAAGACCCCCUGGACGCCACGGAGACGAAGGAGCUGGAGGUGUUCUCCGUGGGCGCCGAUGGGCUUAGCGCUCUCAUGAUAUUGCACUGAGGUUUCUCAAUCCUUCACGUCUUCAUCUACCCAGAAGAAGCCAUUGAGCUCUGGGGCUGCAUCUUGUUCUGCAGUUUUCCCUCCUUGGUUUCUGUGCAACUACCUCCCAACCCCACU
Kogia breviceps (pygmy sperm whale) is the source of this 903-nucleotide messenger RNA. It is a transcript of the gene LORICRIN, whose product is annotated as loricrin cornified envelope precursor protein. Gene Ontology annotation, molecular function: structural constituent of skin epidermis. NCBI's taxonomy places the organism in Eukaryota, Metazoa, Chordata, Mammalia, Artiodactyla, Physeteridae. The record is from RefSeq and is a predicted model, not a curated record. Gene Ontology annotation, cellular component: cornified envelope.